GGAAGGGUAGAAGAUUCAGUAGAGGUGAGCAUGAAUGGCAGUGGUGGUGGUGGGCGACACAUGUAUUAUCAAGUGGGCCUCCAUGGAAGAAGGAUCCCAGCACAGGCAAGGGCAGGGAAGGUCCACAUCGCACUGGUGGUUGCAUGCUUAAUGCUGAUGCUGGGAUUUGGGAUGCUGUCAGUGUUGUCUGUGGCUGAGAGGUGGACAGGGUGCGGUGGUGCAGACAAAUCAAACUGGGAUUGUUGGUGGAAACAGAUUGUGAGCUGUGGGCAGGAUUUUGAAGUGCCUUUCCGCUCUAGUCAAUUGUUAGCAUGGAUGGCUAUGCUGGCACUGACUCGAUGGGAUGUGGAGAAUGGAUCUCAAGUGUAUAGUUCUCUUCUCAGGAUCUGGUGGAUUGUGAGCUUUUUUCUCACAACUGUCUGUGCGUCCUCAGCCGUUGUUCGGUUCGUAGAGAGGUCGCCAUCUCACAGCGACUUGUUUGUUGAUGACAUUGUGUCAUUCAUCACCUGGCCAAUUUCGUUUUUCCUGUUCUUUGCGGCUACUCUGGGCCGCACAGGGAUCCGGAUUGAGGAGCCACCCAUCAGCUGCUACACGGAACCGUUGCUAGAAGGUGAAGAGGAAUAUCCCAAGCCGGAGCUCACUCUAUAUGCAACUGCAGGAUUGCUCAAGCGGUUGUUUUUCCUAUGGAUGAACCCAUUGCUGCAGAAGGGAAAAGCGCGACCGUUCGAGUUGGAGGAUAUUCCUGUCCUAUCAACUCAGCACAGGUGUGGGGAGAUGUUCAAGGUCUUUCAGAAGAAUUGGGAGAAGCAGAAGAAUAUGGGUUUGAAGCCAUCUAUUGGACGCACACUCAUGGGUUCCUUCUGGAAAGCAUUUCUGGUAAGUGUGCUUGUGCGUUUUGCACACUCUUUCUUGGUUGGCCAUGACUCCAGGAGUAUUGGCCUUGUCACUUUUGGAGUCAUCUGAUCCUAGCAAAACCACUGAAAAAUAUGAAAGGUCUGUUUUGACUGACACCUAGGGACUGGUUGGUGAUUUUAGGGAAGAGAAAAAGACAAACGGGAGUUCCGAUUAGAGGCAAGGCACCCCCUCCCCUCCAGAAACCCUACUGAGAAUCCCUCACCAAGUAGCAAAUGCCCCUCAAGAAGCCAAGAGGUAAGUCCUCAGGCAACCCCUGUUCUGCAAUAAAUGUAUAACUAACAAGGCAGGGGACCUUUGGUCUCUCACUAAGAGCAACAGCAGGUGGCUCUAAUGGGUGGAAAAGUGGGCAUGAAUGAUUCAGCAUGUAUAGGACAACGAACAAAGGGUUCGGAAAAUG
Messenger RNA from Chara braunii, 1312 nucleotides. NCBI's taxonomy places the organism in Eukaryota, Viridiplantae, Streptophyta, Charophyceae, Charales, Characeae. The record is from the annotation of a GenBank genome assembly.